Molecule: messenger RNA, 762 nt
Organism: Gossypium arboreum
Lineage: Eukaryota; Viridiplantae; Streptophyta; Magnoliopsida; Malvales; Malvaceae
Product: cytochrome P450 CYP82H23-like
Exons: 1
Coding region: 1-762 (253 amino acids)
Biological process (GO): defense response to other organism
Molecular function (GO): oxidoreductase activity, acting on paired donors, with incorporation or reduction of molecular oxygen; monooxygenase activity; iron ion binding
Source: RefSeq, a predicted model, not a curated record
AUGGAAUUUCAAGAACAGCUCCAUUUUGCACUUGCUUUCACCAUAACCAUUGCCAUAUCAGUGGUCACCAUCCUCGUUAAAGGCAACAAGAGACAAAAGAGGAGACCCCCAGAACCAGAUGGGGCAUUACCUUUUAUUGGUCAUCUUCAUCUUUUUGGAAAAAACCAGCUGCUACAUAUGAUAUUUGCAGACAUGGCUGACAAGCAUGGACCGGCCUUCUUGAUCCGUCUCGGGGUUCAUCGAGCACUUGUGGUGAAUAACUGGGAAGUUGCAAAAGAAUGUUUCACGACCAACGAUAAGGUCUUCUCCACACGUCCAAAGUCCAUAGCCGUAAAGUAUAUGGGCUAUGACUAUAAGAUGUUAGGCUUCGCUCCUUACGGACCUUAUUGGCGUAAUAUGAGGAAACUAGCAAUGGUUGAGCUCCUCUCUAGUCGUCGGCUCGAGUUACUCAAGCAUGUUCGCGACAAUGAAAUCGGUAGCUUUAUAAAGGAAUUGUAUGAGCAAUCGGUGAAAAACGGAGGCGUUGCUCUUUUGGAAAUGAAGGAGAGAAUUGGUGACUUAGCAACCAACAUUAUAGUCCGGAUGGUUGCUGGCAAAAGAUAUCAUGGUACUAGCGAGGAAUCGAGACGAUUCCAAAAGGCCUUGAGUGAUUUCUUUUAUCUUGCAGGGUUGUUUUUGGUCUCGGAUACGAUUCCUUCUCUCGGUUGGCUUGAUGUUGUGAUGGGGAACAUAGGCAAAAUAAAGAGGACAGCAAAGGAGUAG